Molecule: messenger RNA, 625 nt
Organism: Funneliformis caledonium
Lineage: Eukaryota; Fungi; Glomeromycota; Glomeromycetes; Glomerales; Glomeraceae
Source: the annotation of a GenBank genome assembly
AAACUAAAAGCAAGUCACAUUACGGUAGCUCAACGUUACCUCACCUUUACAUAGAAAUCACAGAUAUAAAGAAAUUGUCGAUCUCUGAUUUAUAUAUUGAAAGCGAACUCGAUGAUAUUACUACGUCAGCAAAGGAAAACUCGUUUUCGUUAAGAGAUCUGUAUUCCAUUAGACAAGUCACCGCUACAUAUAAUCUUUUCAAACGAAUUGUUGCUUCGUUUUGUCCUUCGAUUUAUAGACACGAACUAGUUAAAGCCGGAAUAUUGCUUUCGUUGUUUGGAAAAAAUGAUAACGGGGCAAUUCACAUUCUUAUAGUCGGUGAUCCGGGAUCAGAUAAAACAGAAUUACUUUCAGCAACUAGCUCCAUAUCACCAAACACAGUAUUUACACCAACAAAUCGAGGCGAUGAAUCUUCAAUUUUACCUACUUUACAAUACGACAGAUAUUUCAAAGAAUGGACCCUCAAAGCUGGUUCUUUGGCAUUGAGUAAUGAAGGGAUUUGUCGAAUUGAUGACUUUGAAAAAUGUGGCAGAUUCAAUGCUCUUGCCGAAGCUAUAACUAGAAAAUCAUAUCCAAUUGGAAAGUAUGGAAUUAAAUGUUCGCUCAAAACUCAAACGAGUAUAAU